This is a messenger RNA of Mangifera indica (mango), 3597 nucleotides long. Its product is annotated as probable LRR receptor-like serine/threonine-protein kinase At1g67720. The record is from RefSeq and is a predicted model, not a curated record. NCBI's taxonomy places the organism in Eukaryota, Viridiplantae, Streptophyta, Magnoliopsida, Sapindales, Anacardiaceae. Bases 170 to 2947 code for a protein of 925 amino acids. The transcript has 16 exons. Gene Ontology annotation, molecular function: protein kinase activity; ATP binding; protein binding. Gene Ontology annotation, biological process: protein phosphorylation.
AAAAUCAUAAUAGUAAUAAUAAUAAAGUAGAAGUGCAAAGGAAGACUCAUCCUCCGGAAUCUCUUCAAAACUCGUUACUUUAACUCAUUUUCUCUGCUGCUAAUUCUUUUAUUUUUCGCCUGAAGGGAGGAGUUCUUAGUGGCAGCAGUGAAUCAGUUGACGACACGAGAUGGAGAGACUCUUCUUGUUGUUUCUGAUAUUCGAUGUUCUUCUCCUCUUCAACAACUCCGCAGCUCAGAGGCCAGGUUUUGUCAGUUUGGACUGUGGGGGUAAAGGAAAUUUCACCGAUGAACUAGGACUUCAGUGGACUCCUGACGAUCAAUUUUUGUUUGGAGAAACUUCUAAUAUAACUGUUGCAAAUGAGACUAGGCAGCAAUAUUUAACACUUAGGCAUUUUCCUGCUGAUUCUAGGAAGUACUGUUACAAGCUUGAUGUUACUACGAGGACUAGGUAUCUUAUAAGAGCAACAUUUCUGUAUGGUAAUUUUGACAACAAUAAUGUCUAUCCAAAAUUUGACAUAUCCCUUGGGGCUACUCCUUGGUCUACUAUAGUCAUUUCGGACACAACUACUAUUGAGGUGCGAGAACUUAUAUUUUUGGCUUCAAGUCCUACAAUCGAUGUGUGUUUAUCAAAUGCUACAACUGGGCAACCAUUCAUUUCUACCCUGGAGCUUCGACAAUUCAACGGUUCAGUUUAUUAUACGCCAUAUGAAGACCGCUUUUAUUUAAGUGUUUCUGCUAGAAUAAAUUUUGGUGCAAAUAGUGAUGCUCCCAUUAGGUAUCCUGAUGAUCCAUUUGAUAGAAUAUGGGAAUCUGAUUCUCUGAAGAAGGCAAAUUACCUUGUUGACGUUGCUGCUGGCACAGUGAAAGUUUCAACGAAAAUGCCAAUUGAUGUUACCAGUGAUUUAAUACCACCUGAAAAAGUGAUGCAGACUGCUGUAGUUGGUACAAAUGGAUCAUUAACUUACAGGUUGAAUUUGGAUGGUUUUCCUGGCUUUGGGUGGGCCUUCUCUUACUUUGCUGAAAUUGAAGAUUUGGAUCCGGAUGAGUCCCGGAAAUUUAGGCUGGUGCUUCCAGGCCAGCCUGACAUGAGCAAAGCUGUAGUUAAUAUCCAAGAAAAUGCUCAUGGGAAAUAUCGUGUCUACCAACCUGGAUACCCUAACAUUUCUCUCCCCUUUGUCUUGUCCUUUAGAUUUGGGAAGACAUCUGAUUCUUCAAGGGGACCACUUCUAAAUGCAAUGGAGAUAAAUAAGUAUCUGGAACAGAAUGACGGUUCUAUGGAUGGGGCUGUGAUUGCAAGUGUAAUUGCACCUUUCUCAUUAGCUGAGUGGGCUCAAGAAGGUGGUGACCCGUGCCUACCUGUUCCAUGGUCAUGGGUGCAGUGUAACUCAGAUCCACGACCAAGUAUUACUGUAAUCCACUUAUCUAGCAAGAAUUUGACCGGGAACAUUCCUUCAGACUUGUCCAAAUUGAGCAAUUUAGUUGAAUUAUGGCUUGAUGGGAAUUCGCUGACUGGUCCAAUUCCUGAUUUUAGUGGAUGCACAAAUUUGAAGAUUAUUCAUCUUGAGAACAAUCAGUUGAGGGGUGAGCUGCCUUCAACUUUGGGGAACCUACCAAAUUUGAGGGAAUUGUAUGUGCAGAAUAAUAUGUUAUCUGGAACGGUACCCUCUAUUCUUCUGGACAAAAACUUGGUCUUCAACUAUUCGGGAAACAUUAAUCUUCAUGAAGGGGCCAGAAAAACUAAGCACCUCUAUAUUGGUGUUGGUUCAUCAGUUGGAGCUGUUAUUCUGCUAGUAGCUACUGUUUUAUCUUGCCUAUUCAUGCACAAAGGGAAUAAAAGCCAUUAUAAUAAAGACCAACUUCGGCAACCCCUGCCCAUUCAAAGGCCGGUUUCUACCUUGAGGGAUGCUCCUGCGGAAGCUGCACAUUGCUUCACAUUAUCAGAUAUUGAAGUUGCUACAAACAAUUUGGAGAAGAAAAUUGGUUCUGGGGGUUUUGGAGUUGUAUACUAUGGUAGAAUGAAAGAUGGAAAGGAAAUCGCUGUGAAAGUUCUAAACAGUCAUUCCUACCAAGGAAAUCGAGAAUUUUCAAAUGAGGUGAUUCUUCUUUCAAGGAUACAUCACAGGAACCUAGUACAGUUUCUUGGCUAUUGUCAGGAGGAAGGAAAAAGUAUACUCGUUUACGAGUACAUGCAAAAUGGAACCUUGAAGGAACAUCUUUAUGGUGCAUUGACACGUGAGCGAAGUAUUAACUGGAUCAAACGCCUUGAGAUUGCAGAAGAUGCCGCGAAAGGAAUUGAAUACCUUCAUACAGGCUGUGUUCCGGCUGUUAUCCACAGAGAUUUAAAAAGCAGCAAUAUUCUUCUUGAUAAACACAUGAGAGCAAAGGUUUCAGAUUUUGGUCUUUCAAAACUUGCCGUAGAAGGAACCUCUCAUGUCUCUAGUGUAGUACGAGGCACUGUAGGGUAUCUGGAUCCUGAGUAUUAUAUCUCCCAGCAGUUAACAGACAAGAGUGAUGUUUAUAGUUUUGGUGUCAUUCUUCUGGAGCUUAUAUCUGGUCAGGAAGCCAUAUCUAACGAAAGCUUUGGUGCUAAUUGCCGUAACAUAGUCCAAUGGGCAAAGUUACACAUUGAGAGUGGCGACAUUCAAGGAAUCAUCGAUCCCUCUCUACACAAUGGAUAUGACAUCCAGUCGAUGUGGAAAAUUGCAGAAAAAGCACUAAUGUGUGUCAUGCCUCAUGGAGACAUGAGGCCGUCAAUCUCAGAAGUUCUCAAAGAUAUUCAAGAUGCUAUCUUAAUCGAAAGGGAAGCCACAGCCAUAAGAGAUGGGAACUCGGAUGACAUGUCAAGACUUUCUGCUCAUUCCUCCCUGAAUAUUGGUUCAAUUGAUUUAGGAGCUGAAAAUUACUUGUCAUUAGAUGAAUCUAUCGCACAGCCAACUGCUCGAUAGUCUCUGUUAAUUCCCCUUUUUCCCUUCAUUUUGUGGUCAUAUUUUUGUUGUAGCUGGAAUCAGAAUCAAGUUGCCGCAAGCAAAUUAAGGAAACAACCAGGUGAAAAAAACAUAAAAAAGAAAAGAAAAUCCAGGAAACAAGCUAGAGUAGAGAUGGUAUUGUGAACUUUGUAAAUGGUUGUGCUUUUAGUGGUAACAUACAAUCCUCAGAAAAUGUGGGUAUGAAUUAAAUCUAGUGUUGGAAUAUUGCCAGUGGACAGAAAGUGUCUCCUGGCAUUUCUUGCAUGGAGCUUGACAAGACAAUGAAGCUUGGUAGGCCUACUACAAGUACACACAUUAUUUAACAACCAUGUUUUUCUGUCGGCUGUACAUCUUUCAAUCUCGAUCGUUUAAUUGGGCCCAUCAGGUUGUAACAGUCAGGCUUCAGCACUGAUUGCUGGCUAUACUGCAGCGUUGUCUGUUGUGCCAUUUCAAUGGCCGCCCAGGAGGUAAAACUACACAUGAUAUGGCAGUCAAAGCCGGUAUAAUCUGCUGUAUUCAUGACCACGUUACGGCUACGUCCGUGGCAUGGUCUAAAACCUUCUAAACCAUGUAUUCAUAGAUUUUUAAUAGGUUGGUGCGUUAUAAUAUAUAUGUUUUUAAUUAUUUAA